This is a messenger RNA of Camelina sativa (false flax), 396 nucleotides long. NCBI's taxonomy places the organism in Eukaryota, Viridiplantae, Streptophyta, Magnoliopsida, Brassicales, Brassicaceae. The record is from RefSeq and is a predicted model, not a curated record.
AUGGGUUUGGUUACAGAGGAGGUGAGAGCUAAGGCAGAGAAGUACAGUGGAGAUGAGAUAUGCAGAGAGAAGACAAAGACUUUCCUCAAGGAGAUAUCUAUGCCCAAUGGUUUACUACCAUUGAAGGAUAUAGAAGAGGUUGGGUACGACAGAAAGUCGGGUGUUGUGUGGCUUAAGCAGAAACAGAGCAUCACUCACAAGUUCGCAGAGAUCGAUAAGCUUGUCUCCUACGGAACUGAGGUCACUGCCGUGGUUGAGACCGGGAAGAUCAAGAAGCUCACUGGAGUCAAGGCCAAGGAGCUUCUUAUUUGGGUCACUAUCAACGAGAUCUAUACUGAGGACCCGCCUACCAAAGGGAAGAUCACGUUCAAGACACCAACCACACUGUCCAGGACU